Molecule: messenger RNA, 6362 nt
Organism: Zootermopsis nevadensis
Lineage: Eukaryota; Metazoa; Arthropoda; Insecta; Blattodea; Termopsidae
Product: xaa-Pro aminopeptidase 1
Molecular function (GO): metalloaminopeptidase activity
Source: RefSeq, a predicted model, not a curated record
ACGAUCAGGAGUUCAGAAUAGUUCACCUUUGGACGGCGCGCAGACUGAAAUUGUUUCGUACGCUGACAGUCGCUUGCUUUGGUUGGUGCCGAAUAGAUCUUGUUACAGUAGUGUGUGUUGCAGUGCUGUGCACCGUGAGCCUCCAAAAUGGAAACAAGUUAUGUGUCUAUAUGUUUUUCAGUAUUCGUUAUGCUGAUAUAUGCAGGCUUCAGCAUGUCAUUUGGGAUAGGACAGAGAAACAGCUGCUCACCUUCCAAAGCUCCACCUCCAGGUCGCGUUGACACGUCAAGGCAAUUAAAGGAAUUAAGGACACGUCUUAAAGCAAUGGCUUUGGAUGCCUUCAUUAUCACCAGGGAUGAUGGGCAUCAGAGCGAGUUUCCAGCACAUCGAGAUCGCCGGUACACAUACAUUUCGGGCUUCUCGGGCAGUGAUGGAAUCGCUGUAGUUACAAGAGAAUGGGGUGCAGCACUGUGGACAGAUGGGCGUUACUUCCUGCAAGCUGAUAUACAGCUAUCGUGCGACUGGUUGCUGAUGCGUAUUGGUCAACCUGGAGUGCCUCAUCUCAUGGAUUGGCUCUUAGACAUACUGCCAGAGAAUUCAAAGAUUGGAGCAGAUCCAAAACUUGUACCUAAUAGUAUAUGGAAUAAAUGGGCUUCAAAGAUUGGAGAUUCUAGCAUCAGCCUUGUAGAAGUAUUUGAAAACCCUGUUGACAGAAUUUGGAAUUCUACUACUGGAAGACCACCGUAUCCAGAGUACGAAGCUUAUGUACUGGCUGAAAGAUUUUCAGGCAGGAAAUGGGAGGACAAGGUCAAAGACUUGCGAGCAAAGCUUGAUGCGGAAGGAGCUGAUGCAAUAGUAGUUACGGCUUUGGAUGAGGUAGCAUGGCUACUCAAUAUACGAGGAUACGAUGUUCCCUUCAACCCCAUGGUGCAUGCGUAUGUCACUGUGACACCUGACUCUGUGAACUUGUAUGUGAAUGAGAGCAAACUCGGCUUACAAGUAAAGGCUCACCUUAAAUCAGUGAACUGCUAUUCUGAACACUGCACUCAGGUUUACAGUUAUGAUGCAUUGAUUGGUGACUUAAAAACUAACCAACAGAAGUGGAAGAAAGUUCUGCUUCCUUCACAGUGUUAUAAUUCACCUGGGGCCAGCCGAGCCAUCUAUUCAGCGAUUCCUCCAGGGAAACAAUUGGUCACGUCUUCACCCAUCAUAUUCAUGAAAGCACGCAAGAACCACAUCGAGAUAGAUGGCAUGAGACGGGCACACAUCCGAGACGCAGUUGCUCUUUGUGAUUUCUUUGCCCACUUUGAAGAAUCGACAGCUGCAGGUGAACAAUGGGAUGAGCUGCAAGUUGCAAAAGAGCUGGAUCAAUUUCGCCGAGAACAAAAUCUUUCAAAAGGUCCCAGUUUCUCUACUAUUGCAGGCUUUGGGCCAAAUGGAGCAUAUCCUCACUACUUACCAUCUGAUAGUAGUAAUGUGCUCCUAAUUGAUGGCAGCAGUAUGUUGGUGUUGGAUUCUGGUGGACAUUAUCUAGAUGGUACAACAGACGUAACACGUACAAUUCAUCUAGGAACUCCGACAGAUUUUGAACGUGAAGCAUACACACGUGUACUGAUGGGUUCCAUCCAAUUGGCAUCACUUGUUUUUCCCUCUGAUGUCCCCAUGAAUAGUAUUGAUGUUCUGGCCCGUGGCCCACUGUGGGAGGUUGGGUUAAAUUACCUCCAUGGAACUGGUCAUGGUGUUGGGGCUUUCCUCAGUGUUCAUGAAGCACCUAUUACUAUUUCAUAUACUACAGGGAAUUUGACUUUCCAAGAAGGAUAUUUCUUCUCAGAUGAGCCUGGCUACUAUCAUGAAGGUCAUUUUGGUGUUCGACUUGAGAAUGUUUUAGAAGUUGUGAAGAAGCAAACUAAGCACCACUUUGAGGGGCAGUACUUCAGUUUCCUACCUGUAACAUACGUUCCAUAUGAACCGAAACUAAUAAAUGUUAAGAUGUUGAAUCCACAACAUCGACAAUGGUUGAAUGACUACAAUGCAAAAGUACGAACUUUAGUAGGAGCAGAACUCAAGCGGCAGCAUCGUAUGAAAGGUUUCUAUUGGAUGAUGGACAAGACAGGAUACAUUCCAGAACAUGAACCCAGCAGUGCCAGUGGAUGUAUCAGAGUAACUGCCUUACUGCUGACAGCAAUUCAGAUUGUAGUACUUUUCAGUAGAGGUCUUUAGUAGUCUCCAUACCUGAAUGUCUGUAUUUUUGUCCCAUUAUAGAUGUAAAUUCUAAAGUAGACUUCAUGCAUAUAAUGUAAAGUUUGCUUUCAUAAAAUUACGGAAGAUAUUAUUUCUGUAUGAUAGCACUGGUGGCCUCAUCUUUGUGUACUGCAGCUAUUUGGGGGAUGAACAGAGAGUGAGAGAAAUAUCCGAGGUUAUUAAAAUCUUGCCAGAAGUGUAUUUUGGAGAUAGUGAAUUUACCUUCACUAAUAAAUGUCCAUCUUCCCUGACUCUUCAGCUUUUAAAUCCUUCGUCUUUAUUGAAAGGCAACUUGUGUACAAUAUUUAGUGGUAAAUUGUCUUGAACUUACCUUAUAGGGGAUGUAUUGGCAGAUGCAAGAUUCCAUGACCAAAAAUGCUUGUAAUUCACAUAUCAUGAUUGGUGGGAAGAGAGGACAGAAUGUUGUAAGUGAAGAUUCUGGAAAAUUGUUUUGUGAAAAGUAACAUUUGUUCAAGUCUGAAAUAAAUCAAAAUGAAUCAUAUCAGAGCACGAUUCCAGAAGUGACCUUAUUUAGCUCUCUUAACAACUGAUCAUUUUCUAGUCAUACGAAGGUAAGGUUGGUAAAUUAUCGAAUAAAGCAGGCUGAUGUAACUGUAGCUCUCUAGACUCUCAAAUGAAUUAAGCUGUGUCAAGAGCACAUGCUUUUUCUCUAUAUGUGAUGAUCACAGAGUGUUCAUGCAGUUUUCCAAGAAAUUAAAUAUGAAAUUUGAAUUUAACCCUUUAAUGGGUAAUAUCUUAUAAUUAUUAACACAAGUCAAUCAAUUCUUCAUCCUUUGUCUUUGUGAAAAUAAAUGUAUUUAUUUAUUCCAAAUAUUUUUUUGCUUUCUAUAACGUCUCCAAAUAUCUGAGAAUGACAGGAACAAAUCAAAACAUUCAAGAAGAAAUUAAGAGAAGAUUAAAUGUGAGGAAUGCUUGCCAUCAAUUUUUUAUCUCUGACUCAUAUCUAAAAACAUAAAUUAGAUUUAGGGUUUUGAGAAAAGGGUUAUGAAGAAAAUGCUUUGACCUAAGGGAGAGGAUAUAAUAGGAAGGCAAAAACAAUUUAUUAAUGAGAGAUCAAGUUUGUACUCUUCACCAAUUAUUAUGGUGAUGUGUGGGACCUACAGAACUCAUGGGCAAAAUCAAAAUAUAUAUCAAAUUUUAACUGGGAAUUAUUAAAAGAGACCAUUUGGGAGACAAAGAAUAAUAUUAAAAUGGAUUUUAAAGGACCAGGGUAUAAGAAAGUGGACAUGGAGUCAUGUGACUAAAGAUAGGUAUCAGUUUGGGUUCUUCUGAACAUGGCAAUGAACUUUUGUGUUUCAUGAAAGGUAAGAAGUUUUUAACUAACUGAGUGACUAUUUGCCUCUCAAGGAGAACUCAACUCCAUGUAGUUAGCUAAUUAGUUAUAAUUCUUUGAUAAUAUCUAUUAUUGUUUAUAUAAUUUCUUGCAAAAACUGCCAGUGCACCUUUCUGUUUUCAAAAGAGUAUAUUGUUUCCCUUCAUAUAUUUAUAGUGUUGAAUAUAAAUACAUAUUCUGUACAGAAAUACAUAUUGUGAUGCCACAUUGGCAGAAUUUCCUUGCAACUAACAAUAUCAGCUGGCAUGCACAGCAAAAAAUAUCCUUAUAAUAAAUGGUCUUCAACACAAUGCAAGACAAACAGUACAGUACAGUAGUUUUAUAUUACAUAGGUGAUGUAGAAUUAGACAUGAACUUUUAUUAUACAAUAUUUGACAAGACACAGCUUAUGGGUUCAAAUUAUGCUACAAUGAACUAUGGCCACAUCCUUCCAUGUAGGAAGAGGCCCUUGGAGUAAGAUAAUUGCCCACCCAAGGAGUCUAACAUUUUAAUUUAGAAUCAUCCACACCAUUAACUAAACCUAUGAAACAGGACUGACAAACAAAACAAUAAAAAAGAUAUUCAGAACUGUGUCAUAAAAUUGGCAAUUAUGACAUGUGUUUGUGUUUUCAAACUUGACAGAAUUUUUCAUGACGAUCAAAAUUGGUUGUUAUGUCAGCUGUAAAGUGGAGAGUCAAUAACACUGGGGACUCUGAAUCUGCAUCCCAUUGACCUCACUGGAGGUAAAGGAUAAAGUAAAGACUUCAAUGAGAAGUAUGCCAAGAAUCAUAAUGCCAUAACGUCAUUGUAUGAGUGUUUGUAUAUUGUGUGUGCAUGUAGAGGAUGAACACAAAUGGUCUGAGCAGUUUAAAUGUUUAUUUAACAAAAACCGAAUGGCAUACAAAAAUUAAAUUUAAACCACUGGAAGGAGAACUUCAAAAACAUUUUUGUAGUACGGAGAAGUGGCAUGACUACAAUGAUAUCCAUAAUAGCAUAUGGCAGUAAAAUGGUGACCCAACCUAAGAAAUUGUGUGAAAUUUGCAUAUGGAAGAUUUUUAUCAAAUUUACUCCAAAAAAUACCAUUUUAACAAUGAUCACAGGUUCUGUGGAAUGGAACUCAGGUGUACAAAAUGUUUUCUUGGACUGAGUCAGUGUUUUACCGACACAUCAACAGUUGUUACUUAUAGUGCCCAUUACUGGUGUUAUGUCACUUGUCCUGCAUACUACAAAAAGUGAUCACUCUGUACAUAUUCCUAAAAUCUGUCUAAAUAUUGGUAUAUAUAAAAGCAGAGAUAUAUAGGUUACAAAUAUGUUAAUUAAAAGUGUAUUACUUGCAAGAACCUUAAAAAUUACAUAUUGUGAAAAUAAAAUAUGAAUAGCAGAAAAUAUUCAGACACGUGCAUUUUAAAACCACCCUAAUUUAGUGAAGGCAUUAACCCACUAUUUAGGUAAGAAAUAUAAUUGAUAGAUAAGCAGUAAACCAAAUUUUUAUGUUUAUACAUGUAAAUAAAACUAUUUUAGUUCACAAGUAUAAGGUCAUUCAUUUGCCCUAAGAAAUUACACACAAAAUCAUCGUGCAGUAAAGAUGAAACAGUAUGACAAUACAAAUAUGGCUAUCUUCUAAGAUGUUACACUGUAUGGCCUGGUAGAUACUGACAUUUCAGAAGUGCUUACUGCCUCCAUUAUCAGGGCAGUAAGCACCUCUGAAACAUCAGUCAGUAUCUAUGAGACAACAAAGAGGAACAGGCCAGUCACUAUGAAGACCUUAAAUAAUAUUCAAACUAAGUUUUUCCAGUAAUUAUAUGCUAGUAAGAAAUGGAAUGAUUAUUGUCUUUGGAAUAUUAAUCUUCAUAGUUAAUACACUAAUUUUAAUGAACUCCCAGCCUCUCUCAAGAACACUACAUUCCAAACCAAGUCCUCUGUUGACUGCCAAUAUUGUUACUUUUAUUCAUGUUAUAUAUGUAUGUAAACAUAAAAUGUUUAAUGCUCUUUACAGCUUCAUAUUUUGUUGACUCACUUAUUAGCAAAUAGGUUUUGGCUUUUGAAUAUCAUUGUCACAAGCAAUUUAAUUUCCUACUUUUAAAUGGUAUUCAUUAAAUGAAAUAAAAUUUUACCAUAGUCAGGAAUAAUGCAUACAAAAAUUCCAAUAUUAAUAACAAUAAUUAUCCACACAAAGAAAAUGUAUUUUAUUCCAACCCUUUCCAAGAUUCAGAAUUCUAAAACAAUAAUUACCGAUUAUAAGUGCUGCCUAAAAGUUUAAAAUAGAUUUCAAUAUGGUGGCAAAAAUGUGUAGCAAUAAAGAUACACUUACGACAUAAAAUAAAAAAUUCCAGGCAUAUUCCAUCUCAUGUACCAAACAAAAUGGCAGUCCCAUUAGAAUUUAUACUCCAUAUAACUUUUUAAUAAAAUUCUAAAGCUGUGUUCUACAUUCUCAUAAAUAAUAUUCCAAGUGUAACACGUUUAAUGCCAGUAUCAAAGCAAAACAAAUAUUCACAACUCUACAAGUGAAUACUCUGCAAAUUCCUUGUUUAACUGCAGUCUCGUAAAUUUAUAGCUAUUAAAAUGUGUGUAAGAAGUAAUCAGAUAACUUACUCACAAAUAAUAUAAAAUAUGUUUUUCUUUGAAAUAUGAGAAGGCAAACUAAAUGUCACAAUUCCAAUGUGUGUUUAUGUGAUGCUCUCUAUUGGACUUGCAAUAUACAUUUAAUAGGUGGUACUAAUUAAAUUCACCUCAAAACUUUUGUAAUGUGUAACAUUUUUGGAUGUAAUAAAGUUGCAUUUAUUUCAAA